CCCCCGAGAAGGUGGUUCAGCUGGGAGACGAAAUAUCCCGCCUCACCCUCUUCGACGCACAGAAACUCGUCGAAUACCUACAGGACAAGCUCGGAGUCUCCGCUGCUAUGAUGGCUCCGGCAGCCGUAAUCGCUGCUCCGGGAGGUCCGGGCGCAGCAGAUGCCUCCCCCGUCGUGGAAGAGAAGACGGAGUUCGACGUCGUGAUCGAAGACGUGCCUAGCAGCUCGAGAAUUCCUACGAUUAAAGCGGUUAGGUCUUUGACGAACCUUGCGCUGAAAGAGGCGAAGGAGUUGAUUGAAGGUUUGCCGAAGAAAUUCAAGGAGGGAGUGUCCAAGGAAGAGGCUGAAGAAGCGAAGAAACAGCUUGAAGCAGCCGGAGCAAAAG
This is a messenger RNA of Cuscuta epithymum, 384 nucleotides long. The record is from the annotation of a GenBank genome assembly. NCBI's taxonomy places the organism in Eukaryota, Viridiplantae, Streptophyta, Magnoliopsida, Solanales, Convolvulaceae.